Molecule: messenger RNA, 1587 nt
Organism: Cladocopium goreaui
Lineage: Eukaryota; Dinophyceae; Suessiales; Symbiodiniaceae
Source: the annotation of a GenBank genome assembly
AUGAUUUUUCUGAAUGGACGCGCUGUGACAAGCCGGUCCCGCUCCCAGAAGAGCAUUGCUUUGAGUUCCUGUGAAAGCGAAUAUCUUGCGGCAGUUGGUGGAGGAGCAGAAGGCAUUCACAUUGGAAGGUUGUGGACAUUCCUUGUGAGAAAAGAGACUGAAGUGGAUGUGGUGACCGAUUCCAGUAGCUGCAGAGCAUUUGCCCAACGCCAAGGAGUUGGACGUCUCAAGCAUAUCGAGACGAAGUAUCUAUGGCUACAGCAAUGUGUCAAAUUGGGCAUGCUCACUAUGACUGGCGUGGCGACGCUUCUGAAUGUGGCUGAUAUCGGUACAAAGAAGCUUUCGAAACUUCGCAGAUCCUUUCUGAUGUUCCUCAUGGGCAUGGUGGUCUAUGACGAAGCGACCAAAUCCUAUGUGCCAGUCGGCGAAGCGGGGUUCAACGAAGAGAUGCGGAAGAAAGCCCUCAGCAAGAACAUGAAGGUUGUUCGCCAGGUGAUGCUCAACACGCUGAGCGAUGGUGCUGAAGGUCUUCAAGCACAGGUUUCAAAGCCGAUGGUUAAGUUGAUGACUUUGCUGGCUAUGCAGCCUAUGGUGGAUGGCUUCAACGCGGAGAUGGUCGAGCUCAAGGUGCUGGAGGUGAAGUAUGUGUACCUCGACUUCUUCAUGGACAACAAGGUCUUUGUGGUCUUCUACACCCUGGUCUUUGUCUUUAUUGGGGUUUGCAUUGGGUACUUCAUCCACAAGGUGGUCUACAUUGAGAAGGUGGUCUACAUGACACAAUGGUCCAUGCGGAUGUUGCGACGUCUACAUCGACGACGCGAACUUGCGUUGGUGGAUGAUUGGGACCCAAUGAACCACGAGCUGAAACAAUUGCGUGUUUUGGCCGAUGCACGAGAUGCCGAUUCUGGAGAAGAAUUCUUCCGUGAAACAGAGACAGGUUUGGCAAAGUAUGUGCGACCGCGCUUUGAAGCAAGGAGACGCCUGAAGGUGGAAGAGUUAGAUCCGCUGGAAGCAAGCAUGCUUGUAGACCCUCAGCUUUACCCAGAGUAUGCGGAUGAGAAUGCGGAGGAAGAAAACAAGACAGAGGAUGAACCAGUGGAUGCUCAGGUUCAAACUGACUUCUCACCGAUGGUUGAACAUCGAGGCCCUGAACCACAUGUUCCGCACGAGACCGUGGAGCUGCCUGGAUCCCCUCCUGGGACACCUGAUGAUCUUCCAGAUCUACCUCGAGUUGGUUUGGAUUGGCAAAAUUUGGAUGUGGCCGAGGAGUACUUCCCACGCCAACAACGUGAACGAACUCAACGCGUGCGUGAGGACAAGAUCCCAGAAGUUGUGAAACACCCGGACAUCGGCAAAUUUGUACAGGCUAUGUCCGUGACAACCUCCAGGACAACGGCCUGUCGAAAACUUUGCAGCAUUGCAGCGUUGGAGAACCAACAACCGUUUAUUGUGGAAGCUGGAGCAGCAAUUCUUGCAUUGCGAAUGUUGGGUUCCGCAAAGGCGGCAUCGUCUGCCGCAGCACAGUUGCUGGAGGCUCUGAUGAAGUAUCCAGAUGUUCGCUCCGCGGAAGCAUUGGUGGAGGCUUAA